Molecule: messenger RNA, 714 nt
Organism: Adineta steineri
Lineage: Eukaryota; Metazoa; Rotifera; Eurotatoria; Adinetida; Adinetidae
Source: the annotation of a GenBank genome assembly
AUGGAAGACACAACUACUAAUGACAUAUCGUCGGAUAAGAAAAAAAAUGUUCAUCGUCGAAUGGCUUCAUUACCUUUAAUUCAUAAUUUCCUGGCUAAGAGUAAACAGUUACUCAGUAGUUCAUCACCAGAAAUUUCACCUAUAGUAGAAAAUCUAUCAGAAGAAUCUGAUAAUGUUACAUUAUUAUCUUCGUCAUCAUCGGUACUUGUCGAUACUCAACAAUCAAAUAAUUUAUCAUCAGAUUCUAUUGAUAUAUCAUCUGAUGAUAAAUCUUUUAAUGAUCAAACAUCUGUCGGAUACCUUCCAAAUACUGACUCAUCGAAUUCAACAAUGGUUAUUGUAACAUCACCAUCAUUUACUUCCGAUUUAUUAUCUGAACAAAAUGAUUCAAUUGAUCAAUUAAAUUCAUCAUCAUUAUCUUUUCUACAAACAAAACAACGUCGAAUUGAUCAUCGAAGAAAUAAAAGUGAACCAAUUAAAUCAGCUAGUACAGAAGAUCUUGCUUCAUCAACAAUACUUGAUCUAUCUUCAAAUAAUGAAUCCUCUAUUGGGAAAAAAUCAUCAGUGAAACUAACCCCAAAUAAUAGUUCACCUUUGACAACCUCUAAACAAUUGACAUUAGAAAAAGUAUCAUCACAAUCAUCAACAACAUCAAGAAAAAAGAAACCAUGGUACAAUGUAAGUAUAAUUUCUUAUUACUUUUUCAUUGGUUAA